UGCAGAAAUGUGAAACUGUGGUGAGUCAAGAAAUAUCUGGUGGUAUUCAAACGGGACACCAUUCCCUUUCGGGAUUUGUGUGUCCAUUUGCGUACCACUGUUUGAAGAUCGACGUUAUGUGUUAACCAUUUCACUUCAUUCCACCAGAUUACGACACACGUCUAAGUCACAUACGCAAUGGCCGAACCCAUUCCCUCUGCUGCCACAGCCGGCGAGGCUGGCGACGAUGAAACUCAGAACCUGCCUGCGAAUGCCGAAGACCGCAAGGCCGCGGCGGCUCUCAACGCCUUGAACGCAAACGAGAUGUCCCAGGAGAACGGAGAGACUACCAACAAACAACACUCCGCCGCCGACCAGGAAGCGUUGGGGAAGGCAAUGUCGAGACUCGAGAUCGCGAGCGGUGUCACUAAGAAGAAGGAGGAUACUAAAAAGGCGGAGAGCAAGAAAGAGGUAGAAACGAAAAAGAAGGUCAAGGUUGCCGCUGAGGACGUCGGAUUUCUGGUUGAGGAACUCGAUUUGUCCAAGACAAAGGCUACCGAUCUACUGCGGUCGCAUGACGGCAAUGCUAUUCUGGCCGUGAAAGCGUUCAUUGCACCACCAACACGAGCAUGAGGUUUCGAAAACCGGAUUUUCACGAGCAAUGAGCGUACAUGGUGACAGUCUACCGACAAAAUCUGUGAAUGGGCUUCUUCCAAUGCGAGGUCACCCCGAGGAGCCCUCGGAUCACGUAUCGAGCGUCAACGAGUCGAGAAAUGAGACAUGGCAAUGUCCGAUAGCUCCAAGGAGCUCAGAGGCAAGAGUCCGACUCG
Molecule: messenger RNA, 809 nt
Organism: Exophiala viscosa
Lineage: Eukaryota; Fungi; Ascomycota; Eurotiomycetes; Chaetothyriales; Herpotrichiellaceae
Exons: 2
Coding region: 178-612 (144 amino acids)
Biological process (GO): negative regulation of apoptotic process; protein stabilization
Source: RefSeq, a predicted model, not a curated record